GCGUCUUUCUCUGUUUGAUAUCGGUUCACUUGGUUUUAAACCAUGGGUCGAGUAAUUCGUGCUCAGCGUAAGGGAGCUGGGUCUGUCUUCAGAUCCCACACAAAAAGGAGAAAGGGAGCACCUAAACUUCGUUCCCUAGAUUUCUCUGAAAGGCAUGGGUACAUCAAGGGUGUUGUGAAGGAUAUUCUUCAUGACCCUGGUCGUGGAGCACCUUUAGCUAUUGUUCAUUUCCGUGACCCAUACAAGUUUAAGACAAGGAAAGAAUUAUUUAUUGCACCUGAGGGAAUGUACACUGGACAGUUCCUGUACUGUGGAAAGAAAGCAAAUCUUCAGAUUGGAAAUGUGAUGCCUGUUGGUCAAAUGCCUGAGGGUACCAUUGUUUGUAAUUUGGAGGAAAAAACUGGUGACAGAGGCCGAUUGGCCAGAGCAUCUGGAAACUAUGCCACAGUUAUUGCGCAUAAUCCUGAUACAAAGAAAACCAGAGUGAAGUUGCCAUCUGGUGCUAAGAAAGUUAUUCCAUCCAACAACAGAGCAAUGGUUGGCAUUGUCGCUGGUGGUGGACGUAUUGACAAACCCAUUCUUAAAGCUGGUCGUGCUUAUCAUAAGUACAAGGCAAAGAGGAACUGCUGGCCAAAGGUUCGUGGUGUUGCUAUGAAUCCAGUUGAGCAUCCUCACGGUGGUGGUAACCAUCAACAUAUUGGUAAAGCAUCCACGGUUAAACGUGGAACUAGCGCUGGUCGUAAGAUUGGUCUUAUUGCUGCGCGUCGUACCGGAAGAAUCAGAGGAGGAAAAACCGAUACCAAGAAGGACGAUUAGAUUAAACGUUGAUUAAAUUUUGGAACAUAUAAAAUAAAAAUACUAAAAAAAAACGUUA
Messenger RNA from Dufourea novaeangliae, 874 nucleotides. RefSeq names its product 60S ribosomal protein L8 (gene RpL8). Lineage: Eukaryota; Metazoa; Arthropoda; Insecta; Hymenoptera; Halictidae. Bases 43 to 816 code for a protein of 257 amino acids. Gene Ontology annotation, biological process: cytoplasmic translation. The transcript has 5 exons. The record is from RefSeq and is a predicted model, not a curated record. Gene Ontology annotation, cellular component: cytosolic large ribosomal subunit; ribosome. Gene Ontology annotation, molecular function: RNA binding; structural constituent of ribosome.